CACUAUCACCAGGUUGUAUAACAUCUACUAGAAUGGUUAUACAUUUUUAAUGGGUAAUAGUUAUUCAAGUUCACAAACUAUUUGAAACAAGAGGAAAAACGUGUCACCAAACUCAGCAGGAUAGCGUUCGCAGGCGCAGACGACAGUCCUCUAGGAGAAGGGUGCCCACCAUGUGGCUGCACUGUGUAGAGGAGCUGGGCUGGGCAGGGUGGGUGGUGAAGGGGCAGGAGCGAUCCUCUGUUGGCUUGUACCCUAGGUCGCUGGAGUGGCAGAGGCACUCAUUCUCAACUUGGCUUCUGCCUUUCUGGUGGGGGUGUUAAUGUUCCCUCUGCAGCAUCUCAGCGGCAUCUCCUUCCCUGCUGGGCUGAAUGCAAAGUUCCCCAACAGCACCAAGGUACCCAGUGAGGACUCAGGUAGGCAUCCAGACCCUUCUGCAGACUACAUUGGCUCCUUCACUCUUUUGACCUCUCCAAAUACAAACAAAAUCUAAAUAGGUUGCAAUCACAGGUUCAAGACAAACACCCUCAGUCGGAUUGGGAACCCCUGUAAAUCAAGGAGCCACAGCACACGCCCACGUGAGACACUUGGGCUCUCCUGCUCAGGUAAGGGAAAACACCCACAAAAGGGCAGCUUUCACCCACAACCAAAUUCAGCAAGAAAACCAGAGGCUGGAAAGAUCCCGGCGGAGGUGCAAGGAAACCUGGGUUCUGCUUCUGUUUGGCUCCUCUUCAGCAAGUUUGUUCUCUCUGGGGCCUCAGUUGCCCCUUCUGUAAGUGUGUGGGGAGUCGCUUUAGCUAAGUCAAGCAGAAGGGUCUCUGAAAUGUCACCGGCACACAGCAGGUGCCUCUAAUGGCAGUGGGAGCCCUCCUUAUGCCAGGGGGAACGUGGGACCACACACACCCCAGCACCCACAGCUUGCCAGACCGGUGACCAGCAAGAGCAGUGCCCUGCGGGGCAGGGGCAAUGUCAAGCCAGAGCAAUGCCAGGCGGAGGCGGGGCUCGAACCCACACUGAAGGCCCAGGUCAUGUGGCUGGGUCACAUGGUCCCACCCGGAAGCGAGCCGCGGGCUGGCUACACUCCGAACGCUGAGAGCAGCGGAUCUGCUUUUGCAGGACCAAGGAUGCUGUGCUCUUCCCUGAACUGGUCAGAAUCUAGCUCCUUGGAAGCUCUGCUGUAUGCCUUGCCAAGAUGAAGUGCGUGUUGGUGGCCACCGAGGGCGCGGAGGUGCUCUUCUACUGGACAGACGAGGAGUUUGAGGAGAACCUCAGGCUGAAGUUCCGACAGCCGGAGAAUGAGGAAGAGGAGCUCCCUGCACUGGAGGACCAGCUCAGCACCCUCCUGGCCCCGAUCAUCAUCUCCUCCAUGACGAUGCUGGAGAAGCUCUCAGACACAUACACCAGCUUCUCAACGGAAAAUGACAGCCACCUGUACGUCCUGCAUCUGUUUGGAGAGUGCCUGUUCAUCGCCAUCAGUGGAGAUCACAGUGAGAGCGAGGGGGACCUCCGGAGGAAGCUGUGCGUGCUCAAGUACCUGUUCGAGGUGCACUUCGGGCUGGUGACUGUGGACGGCCAGCUCAUCCGGAAGGAGCUUCGUCCCCCUGACCUGGAACAGCGUGCCCGGGUGUGGAAACACUUUCAGGGGCUGCUGGGGACCUACAGCCACCUGAGGGAACAGGAGCAGAGCUUUGCUGUGGAGGCAGUGGAGCGGCUGAUUCACCCCCAGCUCUGUGAACUGAGCAUCGAGACGCUCGAGCGACACGUGGUUCAGGCUGUCAACUCCAGCCCUGAGCGGGGCAGUGAGGAGGCCCAGCAUGCCUUCCUGCUUGUGCACUGCAAACUGCUGGCUUUCUACUCCAGCCACGGUGCAAGCACCCUGCGCCCGGCAGAUCUCCUGGCACUUAUCCUUCUGGUUCAGGACCUCCAGUCCACCCAAGGCACCGCAGAGGAGGACGAGAAUGAUGACGACAGCCCUCAGCCUUUCCCUCAGAGGAGACCCCUGAGCAGCCAAAACAUCCCAAUGCAGCAGGCUAGGAGCCAGAGCACCUCGGGCCCUACCAGGAAUUCUGAGGAGACGGACACAGACAGCAUCUCCCUCCCUGAGGAGUACUUCACGCCUGCUCCUUCCCCAGGCGAGCAGAGCUCAGGUAGCAUCCUCUGGCUGGAUGGUGGCACCCCACCCACCGAUGUUCUUCCGAUGGCUGAGAACACCCUCCAGGGGCUGGUGCCACACUCCCCAGAACCGUCCAGCCCCAGAAGGAUCUUCCUGGAUGCCAAUGUGAAAGAAAGCUACUGUCCCCUAGUGCCUCACACCAUGUACUGCCUGCCCCUGUGGCCGGGCAUCAACAUGGUGCUGCUGACCAAGAGUUCCAACACACCACUGGCCCUGGUCCUGUACCAACUGCUGGAUGGUUUCUCCCUCCUGGAGAAAAAGCUGAAGGAGGGUCAGGAGCCUGGAAGUGCCCUGCGGUCCCAGCCCUUUGUUGGAGACUUGCGCCAGAAGAUGGACAAGUUUAUCAAGAAUCGGGUUGGACAGGAGAUUCAGAGCUCCUGGCUGGAGUUUAAGACCAAGGCCUUCUCUAGAAGUGAAGCAGGAUCAUCCUGGGAGCUGCUCCAGGCCUGUGGAAAGCUGAAGAGACAGCUGUGUGCCAUCUACCGGCUCAGCUUCCUGGCCACUGCCCCCGGCAGGGGAGGCCCUCACCUGCCCCAGCACCUGCAGGAGCAAGCCCAGAAACUCAUGAGGGAGCGGCUUCUGGACUGGAAGGAUUUCCUGUUGGUGAAGAGCCAGAGGAACGUCACCCUGGUGUCCUACCUGGAGGACUUCCCAGGCCUGGUCCACUUCAUCUAUGUAGACCGUACCACUGGGCAGAUGGUGGCCCCGUCUCUCAGCAGCAGCAAGAAGAUGUCUUCCGAGUUGGGCAAGGGGCCCCUGGCUGCCUUCGUCAAAGCCAAGGUCUGGGCUCUGGUGCGGCUGGCACGCAGGUACCUGCAGAAGGGCUGCACCACGCUGCUGUUCCAGGAAGGGGACUUCCGCUGCUCCUACUUCCUGUGGUUCGAGAAUGACAUGGGCUACAAACUGCAGAUGAUCGAGGUGCCUGUCCUCUCAGAUGACUCAGUCCCCAUUGGAGUGCUGGGAGGUGACUACUACAGGAAACUCCUGCGCUACUACAGCAAGAGCCGCCCCUCGGAACCCAUCCGCUGCUAUGAGCUACUGACCUUGCACCUGUCCGUCAUCCCCACUGACCUGCUGGUGCAGCAGGCCAGCCAGCUAGCCCGGCGCCUGGGGGAGGCCUCCCGGGUGACCCUGCCCUAGGCAGAGUGUGCUGUCCUCUGCCUGGUCUCCAGCCAACCUUGCUUGCAGGCAUUCCCCACAGCUAGGCCUCCUCCCGUCCCCGGCAGCCCUGGGUCUCUCACAGGCCACCGCUCACUCCUCCACGCGGGCUAAUGAGCAAGCCUUCUCUGAAGGGAAGGGGAUGCCAUGCUUCUGUUGGCCUCCAGCACUGUGAGGUCAGAGAUGGCAGCAGCUUCCCUGGAGAACUGCCUCUCUGGGUGCCCAGGAGAGCAGAAGGGAGUCUUUAGUGCUCAGGCUGUGUGACGUCGCCCUCUUCCCACCAUUCUGAAUGGGGUAGCUGUUUCUUACUGCUGGCCAGCGUUCCAGCUUGGCUACCUCCCCCUCCAACUCUGGGAGAAUCCGGUUUCUUCAUGUUUGAACUGGUAAUACCUACCUCUCAGGGUGGUCAGGAGAAAACAGUAGGUGCUCAAUAAAUGUUGGUUUUUGUCAUUAUCCAA
Molecule: messenger RNA, 3786 nt
Organism: Peromyscus californicus insignis
Lineage: Eukaryota; Metazoa; Chordata; Mammalia; Rodentia; Cricetidae
Gene: Hps1
Product: HPS1 biogenesis of lysosomal organelles complex 3 subunit 1
Exons: 20
Coding region: 1190-3310 (706 amino acids)
Biological process (GO): vesicle-mediated transport; melanosome assembly
Cellular component (GO): BLOC-3 complex
Molecular function (GO): guanyl-nucleotide exchange factor activity
Source: RefSeq, a predicted model, not a curated record